Helobdella robusta is the source of this 384-nucleotide messenger RNA. RefSeq lists its product as hypothetical. The transcript is spliced from 3 exons. The record is from RefSeq and is a predicted model, not a curated record. The annotation marks the transcript as partial. Gene Ontology annotation, cellular component: U2 snRNP; spliceosomal tri-snRNP complex; U5 snRNP. NCBI's taxonomy places the organism in Eukaryota, Metazoa, Annelida, Clitellata, Rhynchobdellida, Glossiphoniidae. Gene Ontology annotation, biological process: spliceosomal snRNP assembly; RNA processing. Gene Ontology annotation, molecular function: RNA binding.
AUUUUCAGAUUUUUAAUGAAACUUAGUCACGAGACUGUGACGAUUGAACUGAAAAAUGGUACUCAAGUCCAUGGAACCAUUACAGGAGUUGAUGUAAGUAUGAACACACAUUUGAAAUCUGUAAAGAUGACGGCUAAGAAUAAAGAUCCGGUGCCAUUAGAAACUUUAAGCAUUCGUGGCAAUAACAUUCGAUAUUACAUUCUGCCUGACAGUUUGCCAUUAGAUACUCUACUGAUUGAUGACACACCCAAGGGUAGAGGGAGAGGGCGAGGAUCAGGUUUAGGUCGUGGUGGUCCAAGAGGUCGUGGCAGAGGUGGACCAAGAGGUGGAAGAGGUGGUGCCAGAGGAAGAAGCAGGGGAGGUGGUGGUGGUUCCAGGUGGUAA